CUGAAAGGGCUGAAAUCCCUAUGACAGAUGUAGAAGAAGAAUUUUAUGCGGAAAAAAUCAAAUCAGAUAAUUUUUUUUACCAUAAGAAAGGUUGUUGUAGUGCACGUAAUUUCCGAACGUACAGGUGCUAAAUAGUUACAAGCCCUUGCGGUACGAACCUCCAUAACAACAUAAUUUGUAAAGAAUACGCGAAAACAGAUAUCUACUUCUGUCACCGCUUCGCAAGGCGAAGAAGAAGAACAAACAUUUCAGCACAAAAAGAAGGGCCCUGCAGUGCUUAGGUGUGGUUUUGUUUUGUCUCAGAAAGAGUUUCCUAUUGGCGUAAAAUUCGCGAGCUAAUGGUGCGAAUGGGCUGCUUCUAGUACCCGAAAGAAAUAGAAUAGCAUUCCUGUAAAAACAACAUUAUCUUUUUGUGAAGGUGUGAAACAACAGUGCGCAAAAAUGACCGGACGACUUCCAGCUUGUGUGAUCGAUGUAGGAACUGGAUACACAAAACUCGGCUUUGCGGCGAACAAGGAACCACAAUUUAUUAUCCCUUCCGCUAUUGCGAUCAAAGAGUCGGCCAAAGUGGGUGAUCAGAGCGCUCGCCGAGUGACCAAGGGAGUGGAAGACUUGGACUUCUAUAUCGGUGAUGAAGCGUUCGAUGCGACUGGAUACUCUGUGAAGUACCCGGUUCGCCAUGGCCUGGUCGAAGACUGGGACCUGAUGGAGCGGUUUCUGGAGCAAUGCAUUUUCAAGUACCUUCGAGCGGAACCGGAAGAUCAUCACUUUCUGCUAACAGAGCCUCCACUGAACACACCGGAAAAUCGUGAAUACACUGCCGAAAUCAUGUUCGAAACGUUUAACGUGCCGGGAUUGUACAUUGCUGUGCAAGCCGUGCUAGCACUAGCUGCCAGCUGGGCAUCACGUCCAGUAGAGGAGCGCACGUUAACCGGCAUCGUGGUGGACAGUGGAGAUGGUGUGACACACGUUAUUCCCGUGGCAGAAGGAUACGUGAUCGGUUCAUGCAUUAAGCACAUUCCUAUUGCGGGUCGUAACAUUACCUCGUUCAUUCAGAGCUUGCUGCGUGAGCGCGAGGUAGGGAUUCCGCCGGAACAAAGUUUGGAAACGGCCAAAGCGAUCAAGGAGCGGUACAGCUACAUUUGUCCGGACAUUGCGAAGGAAUUUGCAAAGUACGACGCGGAACCUACUAAAUGGAUGCGCCACUACGAGGGCAUCAAUGCUAUUACGAAGCAACCGUUCGGUGUUGACGUAGGUUACGAACGUUUCUUGGGACCGGAAAUUUUCUUCCAUCCCGAAUUUUCGAAUCCAGACUUUACGACACCACUGUCGGAGAUAGUGGACACGGUCAUACAAAACUGUCCCAUUGAUGUGCGAAGACCGCUGUACAACAAUAUCGUGCUGAGCGGUGGAUCGACAAUGUUCCGUGAUUUUGGACGUCGCUUGCAACGCGAUAUUAAGAGAAGCGUUGAUGCGCGGUUGAGAAUAAGUGAAAAUCUUAGUGAAGGAAGAAUAAAGCCAAAACCCAUUGAUGUAUCGGUGAUAUCCCAUCAUAUGCAGCGAUAUGCCGUUUGGUUCGGUGGCAGUAUGCUAGCGUCUACGCCCGAAUUCUAUCAAGUAUGUCACACGAAAGCUGCAUAUGAAGAGUAUGGACCUGGUAUAUGCCGCCACAAUCCUGUGUUUGGAACCAUGACAUAGAGGAAAUGGAAAAUGUGAACACGCUUGGCUUACUCAUCCAAUGUUACGCCAAUCACACACACACACAGUCGUGUAAAAGAAAGGUCUAUCGUGGGUAAACCGAACAAACCGCUAAUGGAUAGGGCUUCAAGUCUGUGCUAGAACAUUAUUUACCAAAAGUUUAAUCCACGUAUAAAAAACCGUUACGUUAGUUUGCUUCGAAUGCAAACCGGCGAAGUAAGAGUAAGUCCGCGAUAUGGAUGCAUUUUAAACAUUUUUUACAUUAUAUUUUUCUUACUUCGCUUCAUCGAGUUCCAUGUGCAAAAGGUAUUCGCUGCAUGGCGAUUAAUUUACUGCUCGUUCUGUGCAUCCAUGGCCGUCAUCUUCGUUGCUAAGGAAACCAAUUCACGCGAUAGGUAAUAAUGGUAACGUUUUGUUAAAAACAGUGCAAGAGAGGACAAUUAUAUCGUAAAUCUAAUGUAAACUGCAAUGGGCAUUUUUGGAACAAGUCCACUUAACUUCAUUUCUUCGUUGCAAUAGAAAAAUGUAGAAAGUAGCUUACUAAAAUCCUUGUUUAUGUUGGUUAUUCAUUCUGCCAAUGAAAGACUACUACUGUACUACCUUUUUGGAGAAAUUAAAUACAUUUUCUAAAUGAAACACGUCGGUAGAGAAAUAAAGCAAUAACGUACGAACGACCUGCUAGUAUUGUUACAUUCAACAACACAAAUUAAUACCUUCCAUCGGAAUAGACAGUAUUGUACGCUUUUUACAAACCCCGUUUUUCAUUUGUUGCAUAAUUUUGAGUAGUAAGAUUCUCUAGUGUCUGAAGACUGACUUUUUUUCCUUCUGGUGGAAUUAGUUUUCAGAAAAUGUAAUUCAAGAAUGCACGUAAUUCGAUAAUAAAGUUACGUUACGAUCCUCA
Anopheles funestus (African malaria mosquito) is the source of this 2599-nucleotide messenger RNA. It is a transcript of the gene Arp3, whose product is annotated as actin-related protein 3. Gene Ontology annotation, biological process: Arp2/3 complex-mediated actin nucleation. The record is from RefSeq and is a predicted model, not a curated record. Gene Ontology annotation, molecular function: actin filament binding. Lineage: Eukaryota; Metazoa; Arthropoda; Insecta; Diptera; Culicidae. The transcript has 6 exons. The coding region runs from base 442 to 1698 and encodes 418 amino acids. Gene Ontology annotation, cellular component: actin cortical patch; Arp2/3 protein complex.